AUGUCCUCUAUGCGAAAUGCCGUCCAUCGACGGAACCACAAAGAGCGAGGCCAGCUCGAGGGCCGGGAGAAAUGGGGUAUUCUCGAGAAGCACAAGGAUUACUCCCUCCGCGCAAAAGACUACAACGUCAAGAAAGCCAAGCUGAAGCGCCUUAACGAGAAAGCACGCGACCGGAACCCUGAUGAGUUCGCCUUUGGGAUGAUGUCGGAGCGGUCGCGCGUACAGGGACGGCACGGGGCACGAGAUUCCGCGGAGGCACGCGGGCUGAGCCACGAGGCAUUGAAGUUGCUCAAGACGCAGGAUGCAGGAUACCUGCGUGUCGUGGGGGAGCGGGUGCGGCGCGAGAUGGAGCGGGUGGGCAAUGAGAUUAGAUUGCAGGAUGGGAUGAAUCUAGCCAAGGAAAAGAAGGGGAGUGAAGGCGACGAAGACGACGAAGACGACGACGAGGAGGAAGAAGAAGAAGAAGAGGAAGGGUUUGAUUUCGAUUUCGGCACGGACAAGAAACCUCGCAAGAUGGUCUUUGCUGAGAGCCGUGAGGAACAACAAAGUCUGAAACGGGGGAAAGGAACCGAUGCCGAUGAUGAUGAUGACGAUGAUGACGACGAAUCAAACAAUGAGGUGGACGACUCAUUACCAAAAUCCAAGAAGCAACUGAUGGCCGAGCGACAGAAACUGGUGGCCGCCCGCCGAGCGCGCAAGAUGAAGAAACGUGCGUCCGAGGCGCGCGAGCACAAGCUGACUGCCUUGAAGAAACAGCACACUCAGAUCGUUGCGGCGCAGCGCGAACUGGACUGGCAGCGAGCGAAGAUGGAGAAUUCGGUUGGGGGGACGAACAAGAAUGGAAUCAAGUGGAAGAUCAGGGAGAGGAAGAGGUAA
This is a messenger RNA of Penicilliopsis zonata CBS 506.65, 876 nucleotides long. RefSeq lists its product as hypothetical. The transcript is spliced from 2 exons. Bases 1 to 876 code for a protein of 291 amino acids. The record is from RefSeq and is a predicted model, not a curated record. Gene Ontology annotation, cellular component: small-subunit processome; nucleolus. Gene Ontology annotation, biological process: rRNA processing. NCBI's taxonomy places the organism in Eukaryota, Fungi, Ascomycota, Eurotiomycetes, Eurotiales, Aspergillaceae.